Molecule: messenger RNA, 1037 nt
Organism: Lathyrus oleraceus (garden pea)
Lineage: Eukaryota; Viridiplantae; Streptophyta; Magnoliopsida; Fabales; Fabaceae
Product: RNA-binding protein Y14
Exons: 5
Coding region: 131-739 (202 amino acids)
Biological process (GO): RNA processing
Cellular component (GO): nucleus; cytoplasm
Molecular function (GO): mRNA binding
Source: RefSeq, a predicted model, not a curated record
GUAAAAGUUAUAUUAUUUAUUACCUUACUCGUUUAAAUUCAAAAGAAGCGGAAUUGGAAUUUGAAACCCUAGGUGAAGCGCUACUCUCGCGACCGUUUUGCUUACUCUCAUUCUUCCAUCACCAGUGAAGAUGCAAGGAACCGCCGCCGACGGAGAAGCUUUGGAUUUCGAGCCGGAGGAUGAUGACUUGAUGGACGAAGAAGGUGCUCCUGACGCCGAAGCUUCACCGCCUCAUCCCAAACUCAAAUCCGCCAUCACCGCUGCUUCGAAUCUUUCCAUUCCCAAAAAGACUAAAGGUCGUGGUUUCCGUCAGGAUUCUGAUUCUGCCGCUAACCGUAACUCCCGUCUCACCGGUUCUGGUUUUGAUACUGUUACUGCGGACGGUGGUCCUGGACCUCAAAGAUCCAUUGAAGGAUGGAUUAUUUUGGUGACCGGUGUGCAUGAGGAAGCUCAAGAUGAUGAUUUGCUAAAUGCGUUUGGCGAAUAUGGAGAGAUUAAGAACCUUAACUUGAAUCUUGAUCGCCGUACUGGUUUUGUCAAAGGUUAUGCACUGAUUGAAUACGAGCGUUCUGAGGAAGCUCGAAAUGCAAUAGAGAAUUUGAAUGGAUCUGAGCUUCUUACACAAACCAUUUAUGUUGAUUGGGCUUUCAGCAGUGGACCUAUUAAUGAGUCUGUUAAAAGAAAGAAUGCCAGACCACCUCAGCGGCGCUCCAGGAGUCCUCCUCGGAGGAGAUAUUGACAGGGUCUGUAUUAAUCAUGAUGUGAGUUGUAAGGAACCUUCAAAUGGGCGGUGUGAUUUAUGUUUGUCCAGUUGUGGAAGCUUUUCCCUAUAUUCUUAUACUGCUUCCGUCAGGCCAAAUUACAUAUGGGUUCCUGAGUGUUUUUUUUUUGGUUUUCUUCUUUAUAUAAAAUUGCUAUGGAUUCUUAUGUUACAUCAUUUGUUGUAUGGUAUUAACUCCUAAUUUAUUAUGUAUGAUGUAUUGUGUUUUAACAUAUUAGUAAUGUGUUGAGGAAGGUAGAAUCUCUUUUGGAUUUCA